Rattus norvegicus (Norway rat) is the source of this 10654-nucleotide messenger RNA. The record is from RefSeq and is a predicted model, not a curated record. Lineage: Eukaryota; Metazoa; Chordata; Mammalia; Rodentia; Muridae.
AAUUAAGGAACUGAAUCAAGUUUCCCUUCUUUCUUUCUUUCUUCUUUUUCACUUAAUUUCUCCUUUUUUUCUUCCUAAAAGCUGGUUCAUUGUCCACAAAGCAGUGAUUAUCCUGAACGCCCUAGGAAGCACCCCCCCCUCCCAGGCCAUUUCCCCCGCUCCCUCCUUUUCUUCAGUAGUAAUAGUUUUAGAUUAUGACUGUUUUUACAUGGCUGAACAAUAAGUUUGGGAAAAGUUGCCUAGAGGGCAGGUUUUGUAAUAGGGUUACAGGAUUUAGUGUGCUGUAACAGUACUCCUACACCAGCAGCCCUCCCCACCAGCUGACAGUCAGGAGGGCCCCACCAUACCCCAGCUCUUUUCAUUUGGGGAUAGUUGUUAGAUACAUAGAAAUAAAUGCUCGCGACACAGCUCUAGUUUGCUCUUAAAACUCGACUUUUCCUCAAUGAGUCCAGCAAUCUCCAUCCGUUUCCCUACCUAGAACAUGUGCCUGAGAAGCCACUGCUGGACCUUUGGUAGUUUUCCUUUGGAAGGCAAUGCCUUAGCUCAGAUGCCAGCCAUACCCUUCCUCCUGUCUCAAGAUGGUCUGAUUACACAGCAAAUGAAGUAUCAGACAUUACCAAAGUGGAUCUUGCUCAUGCCCCGCUCCCGUGCUGUCCCCCAAACUGUCUAACUUCUACACAGAGUCAAACCUAGAAAAGUUUUCAGAGCCAGCCACCGUGGCCAUGAAGCAGGCACAUUCCUGCUGUGUUCCGUGGCCUCAUCUGUGUAUUAUGUACGUGUUGUGUCGAGUUUUACAAAGAAAGCUAUGCCUUGCUAAGUGGCCAUCCCAACACCUCCAUUCCAUUUUAAAAAAAAAAAAAAGAGAGAGAGAGAUUAUUUGGUUGACGUUAGAUUAUUUAAUUAAUCUUAGGACCUCGUUAAUUUAUUCUACUUGUGUAUUCCUGUAAAGUUUUUUUUCUGCUUCUUAUGAAAAUAGAAUUGUGGUAAGUAGGAUCCAUUUCUUAAAAGAUAUUCAACAAGUCUCCAGUUACUUGGAGAAAGAUAACUAGCCUUGGAAAGAUUAUUUACCAUGAUGGAUAAACCUUGGAAAAGAGAAUGUGGGAAUCUAGUGAUCUAAUAGGUGGUUACUUUUCUUUGAGUUUGGAUUUCCAGGUGUGUGUGUGUGUGUGUGUGUGUGUGUGUGUGUGUGUGUGUGUGUGUGUGUGUUGGGAUUUGGUUUGGUUUGGUUUGCUUCACUCCAUUUAGUGAUGGUUUCAUGAGUCCUGCAGUCACUGGCAGGCCCCAUUCUGUCUCCAUUCGUUUUCAGUAUUUUGCUGCUCGGCUUCUGAAAGGAGAGGAUAGUAUUGGAAGGAACCUAAAACAUCGGGAUUUACAGAUAAAGCAUUGACUCUCCUAAGAAAUAUCCUGAGAAACCCCCUCUUACUCAUAUUAAUAAAGAAAUUCUAUUAUUUACCAAAGUAAUUUACUCAUUGGAAGCAGCUCAAUGGCCACACAUUGAUUUCUGGGCCCAAAAGGUUAGAGAGAACUAUAAUGAAUUCUCUUAAAAAAAAAAAAAAACUGACACCUGCAAGAUAAGGCAGUUGGAAAGAAUUCAUGUUUCAUCAAGCCUAUUUUAAGUUUGACAAUAAUAGCAAAUUCUGGAUGAGAAAAUGUGAACUGUUUUUUGGUCUUGUUUUUGUUUUGUUGAGAUUUGCUUCAGGCUGCAAAUACUUUCUAAAAUGUUAACAACAACAACAAAAAAAAAAAAAAAAAAAACAGGGCAAAGCCGGAUCAGGCAGGAGAUAAACUGUGGGGACGGAAGGUAGCUUUUUGGUAUUGAGAAUCUGUUGAUGUAUUUUACAUCCAGUUUCUGCAAUGGCUCAGGGCACAAGUACCAAAUUACAGGGUUCUGUUUGGAAGCUGUUUCUCUUCUCCACGGCUGGAGGCUUCCAGUUGUCUUUUUUAUACCAACAAUAUCCUUCAGAAGGCGGAAAGCCCACAUUUUUCUGGUAGAGAAUCUGGAGGGUGGUGGGAAGAGGGAUUCGGGCAGGUUCCGGGGGUUUCAAAACUUAGCCAAGCUCACUCCGUGUGUAGUAACCAGAAAAUCGAAAUUCUUCUGCAGCUUAAAGGUGGCUUUUUCUAACACAGUCCCUAGUGCAGAAAGCCUGUAUUCCAAAAUAUCCUUAGAGGAUAGAGAAAGAGAAUAUUAACCUGAGGCUUGACACCCCUCCCCCAAGGAGGAAAAAAGUUUGUGCACCAGGCUUUAGAAAACCUGGAUGUGUGGAGCUGUUUUAACCUUUGCCAGCCUCCUCCCAUGCAGAGGUGACAAGGUCCAGAUCAUAAUGUGUCCUUCAGUGUCUUCCCGGUGACCCCCAAUUUGAGUCUUGCUAGUCACUUAGCAGGAACUUGGUAGUUUAUUUUAGUUUCUCCUUAUCAGCUUGGCUUCUUUUCCUAACCUUAUUCCCCUGCCACCCCCAGAUGCCAGACCCCCAAAGGGGAAGAUUGACAGGUAGUUCCCACAGCUCAGCUUCACCCUCCAACAACCAGGAUUUAGUUUCUUGUGACUUUGCCAAUGUUUGUGUAGUCAGUGUUUAGAUCUCGCCUUAAGGAGUCUCUCUUUUCCGUGUCAUUGGAGUAAGUUGUGAACAAACCCUUGCUGUUGGAUCCCCAUCUAGUGUUCAAUUUGAUUCAUCCACAGGGAAGACAUUUUCCCCUUUCAUUGUGAGCCGGAGGUGGGCCUGGACCAGAACUUUAAAUGGAGUAUCUUGUCCGUGUUAUUUUUCUUUUUUUCCCAGAGGUUUCUCUUGUCUCCGUCCACACGAGCAGGGCCGACACUGUAAACUUGAAGGAGGCCAGUUCAUUUGUCAUUUGAUUGCAUGCUGCCUGAAAGGGACUUCAGGCACAGAAAAUAUGUGCAGCAUAUGUUGUAUUUUACAGCUUUUUCUGGAACCUUAAGUUGGACAUUCAGAUCCCGCCUUAAAAAAUAAAACAAGGCGAAAAGAUAGAGCGUCGCUCGAUCGAAUACGUUCAUGCUUGUCUUUGCAAGCAGGUCUGGUGGAAGGAACAGCCUGUUAAAAUUAGGGGCCCCAAGUCCACCAUUGUUCGAGUUCUAUUAAGAAAUGCUAAUGUAGUCUUAAGGUACUAGCAAGUAGUAUUAAGUGUCUUUCUGAGGAGCUCCCAAAGAAGAAACUAAAUCUGGUAGAGCCUGGUGAUUUGUUUCUAGUUUUUUGUUUUUUGGGGGUUUUUUUUCUUUUUUUUCCUGGUUUUCCUUUUCUUCCUUUCCUGACUGGCUGAACCUUUCUGUGCGAGGCAGAGUUUUAUUUUUGCUUUCUGAGUAGACAGAUAGGCUGCAACACUUCCAUUUUUCUGCUUCCAUUCUGCCCUGCUUGGUUAAGAGGAGAGAAAAGUGACACAUUUGAAUUAGGUACCUAAAAAAAAAAAAAAAAAAAAAAAAGCAAGAGCUUAAACAUCUAGAAUUUUAGUGUCAAUUUGGUAAUGAUACAACAUAACCUCCUUCCUCCCCCCCCCAAAAAAGAGCAGAAAUUCUAAGCAUCUUUUUGGGGUUGCUGGGGGUCAGGGGAAGCUCUUGCUUUGUAAAUGUCCCUAUCUGGCUGGAAUUACGAAAUUAAUGUGAAUGCAAAAUCCAUAGAAAAGGAUCUGGAAUGUGAUUUUCACCACAAUAGGGGGAACAAGGGAACUGCAGUUACUAUAAUGAGGUCACCAGUUGCCAUCCUGUGUAACAGAUUAUUGAGAGAGAUACAAGAUAACAGAGAGUAGGAUCAGGGGGAAAAAAGGAAUUAGAGCACAGGGUGUGUGUGUGUGUGUGUGUGUGUGUGUGUGUGUGUGUGUGUGUGUGUGUAUUUCUGCCUGCUUGUUAUCUAAUUGCAACUUAAAGUAGUCCUUUUAGUAGUUGAGGCAAAAGAUCCAUGCUGGUUUUCCCAGCCUGUCUCCUUUCUCUUGGAGCUACUUCGCUGGAAUUCUGUUCACAAUGCAGAUGGGUUUGAAGUCAGGCACUUUGGAGCGGAGUAGCACCUGCUUCUGAACUGAAUCAAAAUAGAUGCUAGGAUUUGGGAGGAAGCAGAUUGUUCAUAAACAUCAGGAAAUUAAAUUAGCUGAUGGUACGGUGAGAUCAAAUGUCAGCUUCCUAAAUUGUGAGAACUGAAGCUCAACUAUGGCCAACUUUUUAAACAGGCUCUCCCUCUUAGAAGCAAGCAGGCAUUGAUUUCUCAGUGUCUGUUAUUUUCUACAUAAUUAGCAGAAUGCUAAAUAUAUAUUAAAAAAAAAAGUUCAGGUUGAAGAACUUGCAAAUUCUCCAGUGAGUCUUGAAGCCGCACGAAAUGCAGAAUCCCAGUGCAGGGAAGUAGUAACCGGUGGGACCUUCUAAAGUAACCUUCCUUUUAUUAUUUUUUUCCCCCUAUCUAUUGUGAGAAUAUCAGAUGUUCGCAAGUUACAAAGAAUUAAAAUGCCCUUUAACCGUGAGCACAGAUGUGCUAAAUAUCUGAAGCAACCAUAUUGUAAUGUGUACAAUUGUUGAAGUCAGUUUUCUGAUUUCCCUUGCUAGUUAUUUAGUUCUGAAUCUGUCAUUAUUUGUCUAAGCCCAGCUGACCAAGCAAAACUGUGUUUUAAAGUGGCUUUAUGUUUUGAUAAAUGUGAGCUGGUUGAAAAGUAUUUUCCACUGAAUGCAGAGCUUAAUAGAACAUGCUGACAUAAUAGUUUUAAUGCACUUUGUUGAAAAUGUGUGAACAAACGGAAUAGCUUUUGUUCCUUCAUAAUUGGUUGUAAAAGUAGAUGGAGACAUAACCAUUACAUAUGGAAAUGCGCAAAGAGAAAGAAAUAACAUUUCUGUUGAAUAUAUUAGGACUCGCAUUUCCCAGUUGAAAAUAAGCAUCUGAAAUGGGGGGCAUCAUUUAAAAUCAGUUGUCAAAAUACGAAGCUUUCAACAGAAUUUUUUUUUUGUCACAUCAUUUUUGUCCCGAGUGAAGCAGGGGGUUAACUUUAACAAAUUUCAUUUAAUAUUUUGUUUGCCUUAUUUCGAGGCAGGAGAAGAGAGAGGAAAGUGUUUAAAGCAGCACCUCCAGCGAGCAUGGGAAUCUGGUGCCAAUUAGGACGAUUAAACAUUAAAUUAAAACUGGAUCAUUAUUGGUAUUUUCUGCUACAACUGCGAUUUGUUUUGUGUUGUUAAUGCGGGUUGCACUACAACCCCGUGUAGAUUUAAAGAUGGGGAUUAGGAAAGCUGGCUUAUUAAAUAUAACUCAGCCACUAAAAUAACUAUCCCAGAGAGGAGAGUGUGCACGCGUCGCUUCGCUCCUCCGGGCCAGCAUGCUUUACCAGGGGCCCUAAUCAACUUCCAUCACUGCAGGCAGAUAGAGUUAAGGAAUUUUCACAACUGACUGUUUAGGUGUUAAUUGUAUUUUCUGAAAUGCAAAACUCUUGGAGCUUCUUAGCUCUCAAUCCAAAAAGGUAACCUCUGGCUCCUUUGGGUGGACUCUGAGUUGACUGGGAUCUGUGGGGUGGGCAGCAUUUUGAUUUCCCAUGUAUUCAUAUUUUCGAUUACUUUUUUUUUCCUCCUGCAAGUUUUCUAGAAGAUUCAAUUUGGAAGUCAUGGAAACUACCUAUUAUCUGAUUCAGCUCUGUAGAAAAGCACGCAGGGAGGGGACACAGAGAAGGGUCAACCAAGUCGCCCCACUAAGAGCAAAGAUGCCCACGUCUGUGGCCGGUGCUGCGCUGAAUUCUUUGAAUUAUCAGACCUUCUGCUCCACAAAAAGAGCUGCACUAAGAAUCAAUUAGUUUUGAUCGUCAAUGAAAGUCCAGCCUCCCCACCAAAAACCUUCCCUCCCGGCCCGCCGUCUCUCAACAAUCCUGAUGAGCAAAUGAAAUUCGUGGCGAGUAAAGCAGACCAAGAAGACUGCGGCGACCUUUCAGAACACAAGGGACUCGACAGGGAAGAGUCCAUGGAGACGGAGGUCCCAGUUGCCACCAGCAGCAGCAGCAGCAACGGUGGCACUCUGAGCAGUGUCACCAACAUCGCCACCCCAAGCUGCCACAGCGGCUCUUCCACGGGUACCUCAGCGAUCACAACCUCUCUACCUCAACUUGGGGACCUGACGACACUGGGCAACUUCUCGGUGAUCAACAGCAACGUCAUCAUUGAAAAUCUCCAGAGCACCAAGGUGGCGGUGGCCCAGUUCUCCCAGGAAGCGAGGUGUGGGGGGGCCUCUGGAGGCAAGCUGCUCAUCUCGGCCCUCAUGGAGCAGCUCCUAGCUCUGCAGCAGCAGCAGAUCCACCAGCUGCAGCUCAUAGAACAGAUUCGUCACCAAAUACUGCUGCUGGCUUCUCAGAACGCAGAUCUGUCAGCCUCUUCUGUUCCUUCUCAAGGUACUUUACGAACGUCUGCCAACCCCUUGACCACACUAAGUUCCCAUUUGUCUCAGCAGCUGGCGGUGGCAGCUGGAUUAGCACAGAGCCUUGCUAGCCAAUCUGCCAACAUCAGCGGUGUGAAGCAGCUCCCCCCAGUCCAGCUACCUCAGAGCAGCUCCGGCACCAUCAUCCCGCCCAGUAGUGGCCCAUCUCCCAACGUGAGCAUGGUGACAGCAACAGUUCCCACCCCGUCCUCGGAAAAAGUGGCUUCCAAUGCUGGUGCCUCCCAUGUCAGCCCCCCGGCCGUCUCAGCAUCAUCCUCACCAGCAGCAUUCGCAAUAAGCAGUCUGUUGAGUCCUGCAUCUAACCCACUUCUACCUCAGCCGACCCCAGCUAAUGCUGUUUUCCCUACCCCUUUGCCUAACAUUGCGACAACUGCAGAAGAUUUAAACGCCCUGUCUGCCUUGGCCCAGCAAAGAAAAAGCAAGCCACCAAAUGUCACUGCCUUCGAAGCAAAGAGUACUUCAGACGAGGCAUUCUUUAAACACAAGUGUAGGUUCUGUGCAAAGGUCUUUGGGAGUGACAGUGCCUUGCAGAUCCACUUGCGCUCCCAUACUGGAGAGAGGCCGUUCAAGUGCAACAUCUGUGGGAACAGGUUCUCCACCAAGGGCAACCUGAAAGUCCACUUUCAGCGCCACAAAGAGAAGUACCCCCACAUCCAGAUGAACCCCUACCCCGUACCGGAGCACUUGGACAACGUCCCUACGAGCACCGGCAUCCCCUACGGCAUGUCCAUCCCUCCAGAGAAGCCGGUCACCAGCUGGCUAGACACCAAGCCGGUCCUGCCCACUCUGACCACUUCCGUCGGCCUGCCAUUGCCUCCUACCCUCCCAAGCCUCACGCCCUUCAUCAAGACGGAAGAACCAGCUCCCAUCCCAAUUAGCCAUUCUGCUGCCAGCCCCCAAGGCUCAGUCAAAAGUGACUCGGGGGCCCCCGAUUUGGCCACAAGAAACCCAAGUGGGGUCCCAGAGGAAGCCGAAGGGUCUGCUGUGCCCCCCUUCGGUGGCAAGGGUGAAGACAGUAGCGUGGUAAGCUCCAUCCCGACAGCGGGCAGCAGUGCCCUGAACUCCCCAGUGGCUGAUGGUGGUGCAGGAGGGACCACCUUCACCAACCCUCUGUUGCCCCUCAUGUCUGAGCAGUUCAAGGCCAAGUUUCCUUUUGGGGGACUCUUAGAUUCAGCCCAGGCCUCAGAGACAUCCAAGCUGCAGCAACUGGUAGAAAACAUUGACAAGAAGGCCACCGACCCCAACGAGUGUGUCAUCUGCCAUCGGGUUCUGAGCUGUCAGAGCGCUUUGAAAAUGCACUACCGAACACACACCGGGGAGAGGCCCUUCAAGUGUAAGAUCUGCGGCCGGGCUUUUACCACGAAAGGGAACCUCAAGACCCACUACAGCGUCCAUCGGGCUAUGCCCCCACUCAGAGUCCAGCAUUCCUGCCCCAUCUGUCAGAAGAAGUUCACAAACGCAGUGGUCCUCCAGCAGCACAUCCGUAUGCACAUGGGAGGCCAGAUCCCGAACACCCCGGUCCCUGACAACUACCCCGAGUCCAUGGAGUCUGACACAGGCUCCUUCGAUGAGAAGAAUUUCGAUGACUUAGACAACUUCUCAGAUGAGAACAUGGAAGAGUGUCCUGAGGGCAGCAUCCCGGAUACGCCCAAGUCAGCUGACGCUUCCCAAGACAGCCUGUCGUCUUCACCUCUGCCACUCGAGAUGUCCAGCAUCGCCGCUUUGGAAAAUCAGAUGAAGAUGAUCAACGCUGGCCUGGCCGAGCAGCUGCAGGCCAGCCUGAAGUCGGUGGAGAACGGGUCAGUGGAAGGAGAUGUACUGACCAAUGACUCAUCCUCAGUGGGUGGGGAUGUGGAGAGCCAGAGUUCGGGCAGCCCAGCCAUCUCAGAGUCUACCUCUUCUAUGCAGGCUCUGUCCCCAUCCAACAGCACCCAAGAGUUCCACAAGUCACCCAAUGUUGAGGAAAAGCCACAGAGAGUGGGGCCAGGCGAGUUUGCCAAUGGCCUGUCUCCCACCCCAGUGAACGGAGGUGCUUUGGACUUGACCUCUAGUCAUGCAGAGAAAAUCAUCAAAGAAGAUUCCCUGGGAAUCCUCUUCCCUUUCAGAGACCGGGGUAAAUUUAAAAACACUGCUUGUGACAUUUGUGGCAAAACCUUUGCUUGUCAGAGUGCCUUGGACAUUCAUUACAGAAGUCAUACCAAAGAGAGACCGUUCAUUUGCACAGUUUGCAGUCGUGGCUUUUCCACAAAGGGGAAUUUGAAGCAGCACAUGUUGACACAUCAGAUGCGAGAUCUGCCAUCGCAGCUCUUUGAGCCCAGUUCCAACCUCGGCCCCAAUCAGAACUCUGCGAUGAUUCCCGCCAGCUCGUUGUCAUCUCUCAUCAAAACAGAGGUCAACGGCUUUGUGCACGUUUCUCCUCAGGACAGUAAGGAUGCCCCCACUAGUCAUGUCCCUUCGGGGCCUCUGUCAUCCUCUGCGACAUCCCCGGUUCUGCUCCCAGCUCUGCCCCGGAGAACCCCCAAACAGCACUAUUGUAACACAUGUGGUAAAACCUUCUCUUCCUCGAGUGCCCUGCAGAUCCACGAGAGAACUCACACUGGAGAGAAGCCCUUUGCUUGCACUAUCUGUGGAAGAGCAUUCACAACGAAAGGCAAUCUGAAGGUCCACAUGGGCACUCAUAUGUGGAACAGUACCCCUGCACGCCGGGGCCGCCGGCUCUCAGUGGAUGGCCCCAUGACAUUUCUAGGAGGGAAUCCUGUCAAGUUCCCAGAAAUGUUCCAGAAGGAUCUGGCGGCGAGGUCAGGAAGCGGGGAUCCGUCCAGCUUUUGGAACCAGUAUACAGCAGCACUGUCCAACGGGCUGGCCAUGAAGGCCAACGAGAUCUCUGUCAUUCAGAAUGGUGGCAUCCCUCCAAUUCCUGGAAGCCUGGGCAACGGGAGCAGCUCACCUAUCAGCGGGCUGACAGGGAACGUGGAAAAGCUGGGGAAUUCGGAACCCAGUGCUCCCCUGGCUGGUCUGGAGAAAAUGGCGAGCAGCGAGAACGGAACCAACUUCCGUUUCACCCGCUUCGUGGAGGACAGCAAAGAGAUCGUCACGAGCUAAAGCUGCCAGAGCGUUUCUACUCAAAAUGCCGCCCGAGGUUGCCUCCUGCCCCCGCCCCUUACCUUCUGGCCCCUGGGACUAUGAACUACAUUAUGAAGACAUUCUUUUGUACGUUGUUCAACCUCUAGAGUUCUAAGAAAGCUUAUUUAUUAGUGCUAUAACCUUGCUUUGCAAACAGAGUGCAAGCAUUAACUUUGGUCUUCUGUAUUUUGGACUAAAUACUAAUGGACUAGAGUGCUCUAAGCUUGCUGUAACAUUUAUGGCAAUCGCAAGUUGCCCUGCUAGGCGGUCUUAAUCUGGCAUUAACUUAUUUUCUAUAUCCAGUUUAAUAUGAAUCUGGUGUUGAUGCAAUGCCUCCGUGAUACGUUAGAUCUCUAAUAAAGUCUGUAUAUAAAUGUACACUUUGAUCCUGCUGGAAAAUUUUAUCAGCAAACACAUUGUCUAAUCUUUCCAAACAGAUUUAAGGGAAGGACUUUUAAGUACAAGGCUGAACAUUUGAAAGGCUUAGGGUUUUUGUUGUUGUUGUUUGUUUGUUUGUUUGUUUUGGGUUUUGUUUUCAUUUUGAUUCUGAACUUCAACCUGCUUUUUUUUGUUUGUUUGUUUUUGUUGGUUUUGUUUUGAAGAGUUAACCAUUUCCGUUUUGAACCAUUCGUAUUGUGCUUUUUACUUGAGUCGUCUUCGAUGUUAACCAGUUUCUGUACAGUAAUAAGCACGCAGAAUUCUUUAGAGGGAAAAAAAACCCCACAAGUGUUGUUUUGGUAGUUGAAACUGAGAUGUAGCAUUUUUGCCUUGUAGGGUAUCUUCACAGUAGAAAAAGACGUGUGCUGGGAUUUCACAAUGCUGCUAACGAUAGCAUCUUGAACGACCUUCAGUGGAGAAAUGUAGAUGCUCUUGUAUAUACAAUAAGAAAUAUCCCUUUCAUUAAAAUGUACAUAUGUCCCUUACAAGAGCAAAUGCUCCUUGAUAAGAGCAGGUAUAAUGUUGGUUUAUUUUGUAUUAGAUAUGGGAGGAAAGAAAUGGACUGUUACAUGCACUUUCUUGGAAAGUUGAAAGGGGGGGUUCCAAUUUCUUUAACAUUUAAUACUUACUAACAACAGAGAUACUGUAAUUUUACUCAAGUAAUCAAAUACAUUUUUUUUGCAACAGAUAAA